Melampsora larici-populina 98AG31 is the source of this 961-nucleotide messenger RNA. RefSeq lists its product as uncharacterized. Bases 1 to 804 code for a protein of 267 amino acids. Lineage: Eukaryota; Fungi; Basidiomycota; Pucciniomycetes; Pucciniales; Melampsoraceae. The record is from RefSeq and is a predicted model, not a curated record. The transcript has 8 exons.
AUGCCAAUCACACUGGAACACUCAACUUUUCAUUCAAACCUUCAACCUAGAUCAGUAGCUUCAACAUUGACUCCAAAUGAUACUCAACUCGUCACACUUUAUUUCAUUGGUGGUUAUAUCAUCUUCAUCACUAUAGCUUGGAAUCUAUGGGGAUUGAGACACUUGAUAUACCCUUUUAAAUUAUUAACAGUCGCUUUUCACGAAUUCUCUCAUGCUGCUGUAGGAUGUUGUACAGGUGCGAAGAUUGAAAGUAUUACACUAGAUCCAAAUGAGGGCGGUUUGACAAGGAUGAGAGGAGGUGUACAAGCUUGUACAUUACCAGCUGGUUAUCUUGGAUCUUCACUCAUCGGUGCACUUUUGAUCUUUACCGGUUUCGACAUCGUCGCUUCAAAGGUGGCUAGUAUAGCUCUAGCGAUUGUCUUAUUGAUCACACUGUGGUGGGCUAGGAAUUGGUUGACCAGGGGCGUGGUAGUAGGUGCAAUCGGUUUGAUGGUCGCGUUCUGGUUCAUCGAUCAUGGCAAUCCUUUGCGCUUCUAUGUACUCUUCAAUGGGGUGAUGUCAUGUCUAUAUAGCGUUUGGGAUAUCAUGGAUGAUUUGAUUUUCAGAAAGGUCAAUGAGAGUGAUGCAAGUCAAUUUGCAAAGCUUUGCCCUGUGAUCCCAAGUAGUAGGGUCUGGGGUGUCAUCUGGCUCUUGAUUUCUGUUAUUUUUAUGGCUGGGGGAGUUUUGGCUGGAUUGGCAGCAUUUAAGGAGAGCUCGAGUGAACAGACAGCUGCAUCUCAAGGUUUUCUUCCAACAAGGUUUUGAUGACUGCAACUCAGAAUGGAGUUUGUCAUUUUUUUGGAUUGCUAGAAAUAUAUAUAUUGCGGAUGGUUUGGAUAACUUCUUGUCUCACUGUAGCCCUCGGAUAUCUGUAACUUUGUAUGUAUUUUACUGGUCAAUUUAGAUCAAGUUUCACAAGGAC